AUGCAUGGUUUUUAUCUGAAGAAGGCACAACCUUUGUUUACAACCAAAAGCUGCUGCAUCUACAAGGUACCCCAUGAGAUUCGCCAAUCAAACAAGGAUGCAUAUACCCCGGUGAUUGUUUCUGUUGGCCCACUUCAUCACGGGAAUUCUGGGUUGGUAUCCAUGGAAGGCCAGAAACAAUUUUAUUCUCAACACAUGAUUCAAAGAUCGGAGGCAAGUUUGAGCGAUUUGGUGAGUUGCGUGCAACAGUUGGAACCACAAAUUCGUGCAUGUUACUCAGAGAAGAUCGAUCUGACUGCGAAUGAGUUGGUGAAGGUGAUAUUCAUAGACUGUUGUUUCAUAAUUGAGCUUUUUCUCAGAGAUUAUCAGAAGACUACAGAGGAUGAUGUUAUCUUAUCAAAAUCGUGGAUGCUUACCGGGGUAAUGUAUGAUUUGAUAUUACUUGAGAAUCAGGUUCCUUUGUUUGUUUUUGAGAAGAUAUACAAUCUAGCUUUUGCUUCUCGCAUACAUGGUGGUAGAUUCCCUUCAUUUAUGUUGCUUGCUGUUAUUUAUUUUUCAUAUUUCAACAAAGGAGUGUUAACACCGGCUAGUAGCAGUAUAGCACACUUUACUGAUCUGUAUAGAUACUUCAUCUUGCCACCAUCUCAUAAAAGACCUUCAAGGAAUCGUGGAUCCUUAGUCCUUGGUCACAGUGCAUCUGAGUUAGUUGAAGCAGGAGUCAAGUUCCAAGUAAAUAAAUCAAGUCAUGGCUGCAUACUUGACUUGGAAUUUGAGCAUGGUAUCCUUAAAAUCCCACACAUUAUAGUCCAUGAUUCCACUGAACUUUUGUUGAGGAACAUUGUGGCUUUGGAACAGUGUCACUAUCCUUAUGACCACUACAUCACUGACUAUGUUAGCUUCCUUACUCGACUUGUCAACAGAGACAAGGAUGCGGAUGUCCUCAUCAAAGCUGGAAUAAUUGAGAGUAUGAUGAGUGGUAAUGACACUUCAGUGGCUAAGCUCUUCAACGAUGUUGAUAAAAAUCUUAUAGUGUCAAAUGUCAAUGCUAAUUAUCUCAAAAUUUGUGAUGAUUUGAAAGCUUACUAUAAGCAUCCUUGCCACACUAAAAUGGCAACUCUCAGACGCGAUUAUUUCACCACUCCAUGGAAGACAGCGGCUUCCAUUGCUGGAAUUAUAUUGCUCCUUCUUACUGUUGUUCAGACCGUAUGUUCUAUUCUCCAAGUUAAGUGCGAUGAGUAG
Arachis ipaensis is the source of this 1239-nucleotide messenger RNA. Its product is annotated as UPF0481 protein At3g47200-like. The record is from RefSeq and is a predicted model, not a curated record. Lineage: Eukaryota; Viridiplantae; Streptophyta; Magnoliopsida; Fabales; Fabaceae.